CUGAUUACCAAGAUGGCGGCGGGGCAACAGUGGGUGUUAGUUGAGAUGGUUCAAGCUUUUUACGAGGCACCAGCUUAUCAUCUGAUCUUAGAAGGAAUCCUGAUAUUGUGGAUAAUCAGACUGUUGUUCUCAAAAACAUAUAAGCUGCAAGAGAGGUCUGACCUCACUGAAAAGGAAAAAGAAGAGUUAAUUGAAGAAUGGCAGCCAGAGCCUCUGGUUCCUCCUGUCAUGAAAAAUCAGUCAUCUCUAAAUUAUGACGUUGUGACUGGCUCUCCAAGCCACAAAAUGAUUGUUAAUGGGAAAGAGUGCAUUAACUUUGCCUCGUUUAACUUCUUGGGCCUGCUCGAUAAUGCACGCGUUAAGCAAAAGGCACUUGCAUCUAUUAGAAAGUAUGGCGUGGGUACUUGUGGCCCAAGAGGAUUCUAUGGAACAUUUGAUGUACACCUGGAGUUAGAAGAGCGCUUGGCUAAGUUUAUGAGAACAGAGGAGGCCAUCAUCUACUCCUAUGGCUUUGCAACCAUAGCCAGCGCCAUUCCUGCCUACUCCAAGAGAGGCGAUAUUGUGUUUGUGGAUGAAGCAGCAUGUUUUGCAAUCCAGAAGGGCCUGCAGGCUUCCCGGAGCUUCAUUAAAUACUUCAAGCACAACGACAUGGAGGAUCUGGAGCGACUGCUAAAGGAGCAGGAGCUGGAAGACCAGAAGAAUCCACGCAAGGCUAGAGUCACUAGAAAAUUCAUUGUUGUGGAAGGCCUGUAUCUGAACACGGCAGACAUCUGCCCUCUACCACAGCUGGUGAAGCUAAAGUACAAGUAUAAAGUACGCAUCUUUUUGGAAGAAGGCAUGUCUUUCGGUGUGCUGGGAGAACAUGGCCGAGGCGUCACCGAACACUUUGGAGUUAGUAUGGAUGACAUUGACCUUAUAAGUGCCAACAUGGAGAACGCAGUGGCUUCCAUAGGUGGAUUCUGCUGUGGCCGAUCAUUUUUAAUUGAUCAUCAGCGUCUGUCUGGACAAGGCUACUGUUUCUCAGCCUCGCUUCCACCCAUGUUGGCUACUGCUGCUAUUGAGGCCCUCAACAUCAUGGAGGAGGACCCAGACAUUUUUGCUAUCCUGAGAGGAAAGUGUAAAUAUGUCCACAAGGCAUUACAAGGAAUUCCAGGUUUGAAGGUUAUUGGGGUUGAGUUAGCUCCAGCACUCCAUCUCCAGCUUGUGAACAGCACCGGAUCCAGAGAGAGUGAUGUCGGGACACUACGCUCCAUUAUUGAUUAUUGUUUGGACAGACAAAUAGCUUUGACUCUGGCUCGCUACCUAGACAAAGAAGAGCGUUUCCUUCCAUCACCAAGCAUCAGAGUGGUGGUUACUGUUGAGCAGACUGAAGAGGAAAUUGAGAAAGCAGCAUCCUGUAUUCGAGAGGCAGCUCUUGUGACACUUAAGUAGUUGCAAAUUCUUCCAGCAUGGUGACAGACACUAAAAUCAACAAUAACAUGUGUUUCAAGCUGAACACUGUCUCCCAUUCUGCUCAUGAUGGUGCUUUAGCCAUGGCUACACUGUCAGAACUGCAGACCUCAGUCCACCAUGGGACAUUCAAUGUGUCAUGCAUCAUGAGAACUGAAUGAAUAGUUGCAGCUUUUCGACUCUUUAUAAAUAUUAUAUUUAAAACAUUGAUCUGUUUUGUGUUGCAGUUUCACAUUGAAAUGAAUGUAGAAGUUCCAUUGACCAAAUAUAUUUAUGUUUCAUCUGAUGCCUUGAAUGAAAGUUGCAACGGUUGAUUAAACUGCAGUUAAUACUAAAAAUGGAGAGUUAGAACAUAUUAUAUUCAAGUUCCUUUUAUACACUGUUUGGGUUUAACCCCUUAACAUUUCCAUAAAAAAAACAUUUCACUUGCUUUUUUUUAAUGAAAAGUACAUUUGGGGAUUUUUGUGUGUGUAUAUAUAUUUUUUUUUUUAUGAGAAUUUUUUUUCAAUCCAGGAAAAAUUAUUUUUUACAUGAUUUAUUCUUUUUUCAUAUAUUGCAUGAUACUGUCAGCUUAUUUUGACAGCAUGAAUGCACAUAGCUUUAUGGACACAUUUUACAUUUACUUUUAUAAAUACUGAUACAUAAUUGAAAGCAACAUUUAAGAGUUCUUGGGUUUAUCAGAACCCUACAAUAGAGAGAGGGUCCCUUUCUGAACUUGUUCAAUGUUGAACCCUGUAAGAAGAUUUUUUUUUUCUAUUAAAAAAAGUUAUUAAAUGAUAUUAAAGGAUCUUUGGUUCUCAUGCAGGGGGAAGCAUUAAAAGUUCUAUGAAGAAUGUCAAAACUAGGUUUCUUUUUAGAAAAUUUCCAAAAAAGAGCCCUUAAAGAAAAGCUUGAACCAUUACCAUCCAAAGAACUCGAUGUGUUUUUUUUUCCCCUAAGAUUGCAUAUCUUGUAUUGCUGCUAACUGUGUGGGGUUUUCUUUAAUAAAAUCAAUUUGUAAA
Molecule: messenger RNA, 2450 nt
Organism: Tachysurus vachellii
Lineage: Eukaryota; Metazoa; Chordata; Actinopteri; Siluriformes; Bagridae
Gene: sptlc1
Product: serine palmitoyltransferase, long chain base subunit 1
Exons: 15
Coding region: 13-1431 (472 amino acids)
Biological process (GO): ceramide biosynthetic process; sphingosine biosynthetic process
Cellular component (GO): endoplasmic reticulum
Molecular function (GO): pyridoxal phosphate binding; serine C-palmitoyltransferase activity
Source: RefSeq, a predicted model, not a curated record